This is a messenger RNA of Chlorella variabilis, 2940 nucleotides long. RefSeq lists its product as hypothetical. Gene Ontology annotation, molecular function: protein tag activity; ubiquitin protein ligase binding. Lineage: Eukaryota; Viridiplantae; Chlorophyta; Trebouxiophyceae; Chlorellales; Chlorellaceae. Gene Ontology annotation, cellular component: cytoplasm; nucleus. Bases 1 to 2940 code for a protein of 979 amino acids. The record is from RefSeq and is a predicted model, not a curated record. Gene Ontology annotation, biological process: modification-dependent protein catabolic process; protein ubiquitination. The transcript is spliced from 25 exons.
AUGCUGGAGAGGUUCAAGGUCGGCACGCCCCUGAAUCAUGCCAUCGUAAUGUGCCAUGCCAGCCUGAGACACCCGCUGGGCCUGCGGAAGGUGGCCGACGACAAAGAAAUCAGCAAUGCCAUAGCAGGCGGAAUAGCGGGCGCCAUCACCGCGACGGUGGUGUGCCCGCUGGACGUGCUCAAGACGCGCCUGCAGGUGCAGGGCAAGGCGGGCGCUGCCAUGUACAAGGGCGUAGGCGGCAAGACCAUCACGCUCGAGGUGGAGUCUAGCGACACCAUUGAGAACGUGAAGGCCAAGAUUCAGGACAAGGAGGGCAUCCCCCCCGACCAGCAGCGCCUGAUCUUUGCGGGCAAGCAGCUUGAGGAUGGCCGCACCCUGGCUGACUACAACAUCCAGAAGGAGUCCACCCUGCACCUGGUGCUGCGCCUGCGCGGCGGCAUGCAGAUCUUCGUCAAGACGCUGACGGGCAAGACCAUCACGCUCGAGGUGGAGUCUAGCGACACCAUUGAGAACGUGAAGGCCAAGAUUCAGGACAAGGAGGGCAUCCCCCCCGACCAGCAGCGCCUGAUCUUUGCGGGCAAGCAGCUUGAGGAUGGCCGCACCCUGGCUGACUACAACAUCCAGAAGGAGUCCACCCUGCACCUGGUGCUGCGCCUGCGCGGCGGCAUGCAGAUCUUCGUCAAGACGCUGACGGGCAAGACCAUCACGCUCGAGGUGGAGUCUAGCGACACCAUUGAGAACGUGAAGGCCAAGAUUCAGGACAAGGAGGGCAUCCCCCCCGACCAGCAGCGCCUGAUCUUUGCGGGCAAGCAGCUUGAGGAUGGCCGCACCCUGGCUGACUACAACAUCCAGAAGGAGUCCACCCUGCACCUGGAUUUACAUCGCAUCGUCGAGUGGCAGUUUCAAAGAGCAGGCAGCACACACCCUUGCCCUUGUUGGCAAAAUGAAAUGAUUCAAAGGGCGGCUAGUGCAGGCGCCGCCACCAUGAUGAUCACCAACCCUCUCUGGGUCAUCAAGACGCGGCUGCAGACCCAGAACAUGGGCAUCCGCAUGGGCGCCUCGGGCAACCCGGCGCUGUACCGCGGCACCCUGGACGCGCUGAUACGCAUCGCGCGGGAGGAGGGGGUGGCGGGGCUGUACAGCGGUCUGGGCCCCUCGCUGCUGGGCGUGAUGCACGUGGUCAUCCAGUUCCCGCUGUACGAGAGCCUGAAGGGGCGCUUUGCGGCGCAGCACCCGCACGACGGUGGCGACACGCUCAACCUCUACGAGCUCAUCCUGGCCUCAGCAACCUCCAAGAUGAUUGCCUCCACCGCCACAUACCCUCACGAGGUGGUGCGCUCCCGCAUGCACAUCGCGGGCACGGGAGCAUUCACCGGCUUCGCGCGCACCUGCCGACAGAUCAUGGUUGAGGACGGCGUGCCCGGCUUCUACCGCGGCUGCAUGACCAACCUGCUGCGCACCACCCCCGCCGCCGCCGUCACCUUCACCUCCUUCGAGCUCAUCAACCGGCAGCUGAAGCACUGGGCGGACGGGCGCCCCGCGCCGCCGCCGCGGCAGCGCCGCGAGCAGGCCGCCGCGCCGCCGCCCGGCGGCUCGGAGGAGGAGGAGGAGUGGCGGCGACACGCGCAGCACGCGCACGGCCACGCGCGGCAGCAGCAGGGGCAGCCGCGGGGCGAGCGGCAGCAGCAGCAGCAGCCGGCGGCGGGGCCGGGAGGGGAGGUUGUGGAGGCGGCGGCGGCGCCCAUUGCCCCCCUGUUUGCGGCAGCCAGCGCGUCGAGCAGCAGCAGCAGCAGCGGCAGCGGCGGUGAGCAGCCUUUCCUGGUGGCUUGGCAGGCUCCCCAGCCCGCGCUCGCGGCCAAGACUCACCAGUCCCCAUUUCCGCCUCCCUGUCCGCAGAGCGGCCCUCCCAGCACCGCCAACGUCGCCAGCAUGCAGAUCUUCGUCAAGACUCUGACUGGCAAGACCAUCACCCUCGAGGUGGAGUCUAGCGACACCAUUGAGAAUGUGAAGGCCAAGAUUCAGGACAAGGAGGAUCAGACGUGCCUGCCUGUUAGAAUAAAAUUGGUAUGGUCCCUAUGCCGUUGGUAUGUCCUGAGCACGCUUCCCAACCCUGCGGCGGCUGCAGGCAUCCCCCCCGACCAGCAGCGCCUGAUCUUUGCGGGCAAGCAGCUUGAGGAUGGCCGCACCCUGGCUGACUACAACAUCCAGAAGGAGUCCACCCUGCACCUGGUGCUGCGCCUGCGCGGCGGCAUGCAGAUCUUCGUCAAGACGCUGACGGGCAAGACCAUCACGCUCGAGGUGGAGUCUAGCGACACCAUUGAGAACGUGAAGGCCAAGAUUCAGGACAAGGAGGGCAUCCCCCCCGACCAGCAGCGCCUGAUCUUUGCGGGCAAGCAGCUUGAGGAUGGCCGCACCCUGGCUGACUACAACAUCCAGAAGGAGUCCACCCUGCACCUGGUGCUGCGCCUGCGCGGCGGCAUGCAGAUCUUCGUCAAGACGCUGACGGGCAAGACCAUCACGCUCGAGGUGGAGUCUAGCGACACCAUUGAGAACGUGAAGGCCAAGAUUCAGGACAAGGAGGGCAUCCCCCCCGACCAGCAGCGCCUGAUCUUUGCGGGCAAGCAGCUUGAGGAUGGCCGCACCCUGGCUGACUACAACAUCCAGAAGGAGUCCACCCUGCACCUGGUGCUGCGCCUGCGCGGCGGCAUGCAGAUCUUCGUCAAGACGCUGACGGGCAAGACCAUCACGCUCGAGGUGGAGUCUAGCGACACCAUUGAGAACGUGAAGGCCAAGAUUCAGGACAAGGAGGGCAUCCCCCCCGACCAGCAGCGCCUGAUCUUUGCGGGCAAGCAGCUUGAGGAUGGCCGCACCCUGGCUGACUACAACAUCCAGAAGGAGUCCACCCUGCACCUGGUGCUGCGCCUGCGCGGCGGCAACUGA